Molecule: messenger RNA, 1707 nt
Organism: Octodon degus (degu)
Lineage: Eukaryota; Metazoa; Chordata; Mammalia; Rodentia; Octodontidae
Gene: Slbp
Product: stem-loop binding protein
Exons: 8
Coding region: 99-893 (264 amino acids)
Biological process (GO): mRNA 3'-end processing by stem-loop binding and cleavage; mRNA transport
Cellular component (GO): histone pre-mRNA 3'end processing complex; cytoplasm
Molecular function (GO): histone pre-mRNA stem-loop binding; mRNA binding
Source: RefSeq, a predicted model, not a curated record
GCGCACUUAAGCGCGGUUGGGGGCGGGGCGUGCCCAGAGACGGCCGGCGCUUUCGACGCCUCUUGUGUCUCGUCGCCGCUGCACUUCGGUUGUCCGCCAUGGCUUGCCGGCCGCGAGGCCUGCCCGGGUACUCCAGCCCGCCAUCCCCCGCGCGCUGGAGCUUCGGGCGUAAGCGCAGAGCCGAUGGGAGGCGCCGGAAGCCGGAGGAGGACGAGCGCCGCGCCGAUCGCAGGCCCGAGAGCUUCACAACUCCUGAAGCCCAUAAGCCCCUAUCUAGAUGCUCAGACUGGGCAAGUGCAGUUGAAGAAGAUGAAAUGAGGACCAGAGUUAACAAAGAAAUUGCAAGGUAUAAAAGGAAACUCCUCAUAAAUGACUUUGGAAGAGAGAGAAAGUCUUCGUCAGGAAGUUCUGAUUCAAAGGAGUCUACGUGUGGGAUGCCUGCUGACGUGGAGACAGAUGAAAGUGUCCUCAUGAGAAGACAGAAGCAGAUCAACUAUGGGAAGAACACCAUUGCCUAUGAUCGCUAUAUUAAGGAAGUCCCAAGACACCUUCGACAACCUGGCAUCCACCCAAAAACCCCUAACAAAUUUAAGAAGUACAGUCGGCGGUCUUGGGACCAGCAGAUCAAGCUCUGGAAGGUGGCACUGCAUUUCUGGGACCCGCCUGCUGAAGAAGGAUGUGAUCUGCAAGAAAUACACCCUGUGGACCUGGGAGAAAUGGAAAUGGAAUCCAUAGAAAGCAGCUCUGAGUCCCAGGCAAGCUCCCAGGAUAACUCUGAUGUAUACUCUGGUACGCCCACCAAAGUUAGACACACAGACUGCCAAGUGGAAGAUGAAUUUGAUUUGGAAGCUUGUUUGACUGAACCCCUGAAGGACUUCUCAGCCAUGAGCUAACUGCCACCUGGUGGCCACUGAGGGAAAGUUGCCUCCGCCUGGCCCUGGGAAGACCAGCCAGGCACAAGGCAUGUGGUACACACUUCUGCUUGGAUGGUAUCUCUGUUAAUAAUUCACUUAUCUCAUGGUGAGUUGUUACUUUUGCCUUAUUUGUACAGUGUGUGUUCUGCAUGUUUUAAAAUGUAAGUGGACCUUACUCUGAGGAAGAGUGAACCUAAAAACAAUCUAGAAAUGAAUUUAGUUGGUUAAUGCCCACCAAGCUUCUUGCUUCAAAUUAGACUAACCAGAGUGCUUUAACUCUCAGUUACUGUUCAGUUAUGGUUGUCCAUGAAUCCACAGAUCUGGGUUGUGAUCUGACUGCAUUCCAUUCAUGGGACUGAUGUAGAACUAGCUUUCUCUACAGGUACCCAACUAUAUUCUCAGAGGCAGAUGUCUUGGGUGAGUUUUUUGAAAACUUACUUUCUGUUUUUUUAUCAGUAUGUCAAACUUAAGUUUGGUUUCUCAUAUAGAGCUCUGAAAGUCAAAGAUUGUAAACUGGACUGUUAACAGGUUUUUAUAAGUUAUACAGUUUUAAUUUGGUACUUGUAAAUAGUCCUAGUUAGGAUCUUAACCUAUAGUACCCUGAGAGUUAAGAGAAUGCACAGGUAGAACUUUUUUUUAAAUAGUCAUUUAAUUUACCAUGUAAAAUUGCUGUAAAUGAUAACAUGUACAGAUUCUGUUCAGAUAUUCAGUUGUAAACUUAAGACUGUUGUGUUUCUAUUGCUUUUGUAUGAAAUGAUACUGCAAAAAUAAAAAGGAACCUUCUUUAACUGGU